This is a messenger RNA of Onthophagus taurus, 263 nucleotides long. It is a transcript of the gene Polr2L, whose product is annotated as DNA-directed RNA polymerases I, II, and III subunit Rpb10. NCBI's taxonomy places the organism in Eukaryota, Metazoa, Arthropoda, Insecta, Coleoptera, Scarabaeidae. The record is from RefSeq and is a predicted model, not a curated record. Gene Ontology annotation, cellular component: RNA polymerase I complex; RNA polymerase II, core complex; RNA polymerase III complex. Gene Ontology annotation, molecular function: DNA binding; zinc ion binding. Gene Ontology annotation, biological process: transcription by RNA polymerase II; transcription by RNA polymerase I; tRNA transcription by RNA polymerase III.
GAUUCACCAUGAUAAUCCCUGUACGAUGUUUUACCUGCGGAAAAGUAAUUGGAAAUAAAUGGGAAGCAUAUUUAGGUCUUCUCCAAGCUGAAUACACUGAAGGUGAUGCGUUAGAUGCUUUGGGAUUAAAAAGAUAUUGCUGUCGAAGGAUGUUGCUGGGGCACGUUGAUUUAAUUGAAAAGCUUCUUAAUUACGCCCCAUUAGAAAAGUGAUUUGAUUAGGUUAAAAAUGAUUGUUGAAUAAAAGUUAUUUUAAGGAUGUAA